GGGUGCAUGAGCUUUAAUGUCGGUUACUUUUGCAAACGAAUUCUACAUAACAAUGCAUAGAAACAAUAUUAAAGUGGCUCGAUAAUGAAAGCUCACUCAAAGGAAAAGCAAAAGUAACCCAUUCUUCUUUGACUGCUUAAUCACACUUCUACAAAAAUUGCAUAUGUCAUAGGAGUGUAUAUAUAUGUAUGCAAAUGCAACUUGAUAAUAGCAAUCAUUAAUCACAAUUAAACCUUUUGCUUUCACACCGUGACAGUGAGUAUUCAUAUAUUAAUUCCUCCCUUUCCAUGCUUUUACCCUGCCAUCUCUAAAAAACCCUAACCCCAUACCCAAGAUUUCCCUCCUUUUCCCUACUUUUUUCAAACUACCCUCCAAAUAAAUAUCAGCCCCUAUUGCAAUACCAAAAUCAAGAAAUGGGUAACUGCCUGUUCGGCGGUAUGGGAGACGGCGUCGGUGGCGGCGAAGUCAUCAAAGUGACCACCGCGAACGGGGGCGUGAUGGAGUUCCACGCCCCUGUCACGGUGGAAUCCAUCACCGACGAGUUCCCAGGCCACGCCAUAUUUCGGAGCCAGGACCUCUUCUGGAAGCCGCUCCUCCACAGCGAUGUCCUCGCCGCCGGGGAGUCGUACCACCUCCUACCGCUACUUGAGAGCAGCGGUGGGAAGGCGCGGGUGGGGCACGUGAGGGCCAACAGCGCACCUCCGCAGCAGGUGGGGUCGGCGCAGUACAGGAUGUCGGUGGACAGCAGGGGGUUGGGGAAGAGGACGGCGGAGGAGGCAGGGGCAGCAGCGCGGGAGUUUUGGAAGGUGAAGCUAGUGAUCAGCACGGAGCAGCUGCUGGAGAUACUGGCGGAGGAAGGGAAGACAGAGGAGCUGAUCGAAAGCGUUAGGACAGUCGCAAAGUGUGGGAGUGGGUUGGGAGGAUUUUCCGACCAUUGGAGCCUUUCCAGUAGCAAGAGGAGCAGGAAUGCAGCUUCUUCCAAUAACGAUAGCAGCUUGUUAGAGUUUUGAAUUAUCUUCUUUUUCUUUUCAUAAGUUUUUUUCUUAAUUUCGUUACCUAUAGUAAUUUUUUUUUCUCGUUCUGUA
Messenger RNA from Salvia splendens (bonfire salvia), 1085 nucleotides. RefSeq lists its product as uncharacterized. Lineage: Eukaryota; Viridiplantae; Streptophyta; Magnoliopsida; Lamiales; Lamiaceae. The record is from RefSeq and is a predicted model, not a curated record. The transcript has a single exon. Bases 414 to 1010 code for a protein of 198 amino acids.